GCUCCGCGCGGCGCGUGCCUCUGCGCGCUGACGUCCGACGCUCCAGGUACUUUCCCCGCGGCCGGCCAGACCGGCGCGGGGGGCGGGGCGCGGCGCGGAGCGCGCAUGCGUCGCGGCUCCGGCGCACUCCCCGGUGGUGCGGGGCCUGAGCCUCUCGGCUGGCGCCGGCUCCGCUCGCGCUCCCGCUCGCUCCCGCCGCCAUGUCCGCCACCGUGGAGCGGGAGUUCGAGGAGCUGGAUACCCAGAACCGCUGGCAGCAGCUGUACUUGGAAAUUCGCAACGAGUCCCAUGAUUAUCCUCAUAGAGUGGCCAAGUUUCCAGAAAACAGAAAUCGAAACAGAUACAGAGAUGUAAGCCCAUAUGAUCACAGUCGUGUUAAAUUGCAAAAUGCUGAAAAUGAUUAUAUAAACGCCAGCUUAGUUGACAUAGAAGAGGCGCAGAGGAGUUACAUCUUAACACAGGGCCCACUUCCUAAUACAGGUUGUCAUUUCUGGCUGAUGGUUUGGCAACAAAAAACCAAGGCAAUUGUCAUGCUAAACCGUGUUGUGGAGAAAGAAUCAGUUAAAUGUGCACAGUACUGGCCAACAAAAGACGACCACGAGAUGCUGUUCAAAGAAACAGGAUUCAGUGUGAAGUUCUUGUCAGAAGAUGUGAAGUCAUAUUAUACAGUACAUCUACUGCGAUUAGAAAAUAUCAAUACGGGCGAAACCAGAACAAUAUCUCACUUUCAUUACACUACCUGGCCAGAUUUUGGAGUCCCCGAAUCACCAGCUUCAUUUCUCAAUUUCCUGUUUAAAGUGAGAGAAUCUGGUUCCUUGAAUCCUGAGCAUGGGCCUGCCGUGAUCCACUGUAGUGCAGGCAUUGGGCGGUCUGGCACUUUUUCCCUGGUAGAUACCUGUCUCGUUCUGAUGGAGAAAAGAAAUGAUAUUAACAUUAAACAACUGUUACUGAAUAUGAGAAAAUACCGAAUGGGACUUAUUCAGACUCCAGAUCAACUCAGAUUUUCUUAUAUGACAAUAAUAGAGGGAGCAAAAAUUUUAAAAGGAGAUUCAAAUAUACAGGAACAGUGGAAAGAACUCUCUAAAGAAGACUUAUUUCCUGCUUUAGAUCAUUCAUCAACCAAAAUUAUGACAGAAAAAUACAAUGGGAACAGAAUAGACCUAGAAGAAGAAAAAUUGACAGAUGACAGAUAUACAGAACUAUCCUCUAAAAUGCAAGAUUCUGUGGAGGAGAGCAGCGACAGUGUUCUACGGAAACGUAUUCGAGAGGACAGAAAAGCUAACACAGCCCAGAAAGUGCAGCAGAUGAAACAGAGGCUAAAUGAGACUGAACGAAAAAGAAAAAGGUGGUUAUAUUGGCAACCUAUUUUUACUAAGAUAGGGUUUGUGUCAUUCGUUUUGGUUGGCGCUUUUGUCGGCUGGAUGCUGUUCUCUCGGCAAAAUACCUUACAAAUAAGCAAUUAAUUUUGCUUAACAAGCUUCCACACUGGUAGCUGGUAGUGUUGCGUUUAUCACAAGGGUUUGUCUUGUUAACAGACUCCUCAUCCCCCAAAGGGCACAGUAGCAUAGACACUAACCAGAUAAGUGUUAAAUUCCGUCCCUGCCCACCAUCUCAGGACGCUACCCCAAGACUGUAAAUGGCUAUCAAAAAUAAAGACUUUAAUGCUUGUUUAAAACUGGUACAUUUUGUAGCUGUAUUCAUCAUACAUGUUAAGCAUAAUAUUUUACCUGAGCAGAUUGAUAAAUCCUUUAUCACAAGGAUUUGUUUUUGGAGGAUAUCUGGAAAUGAACCUGCACUUGAUAUAAGCAAUAAAUAUUGUGGUUUAAUCUACAUUAUUACUGGAAAGAAAAUUAUCUUUAAUGUGUGUAAUGUAUUAUGUACUAUUAACAUGGGCAUCAACAUUUUAUAUUCUUUACCAUUUCAGAGUAUAUUUUAUAAAUACCUAUUUAAUCUUUUGUAGUUAAAUGUACUUUUUAAAAGCUCAAUUUGAAAACUCUGUUACCAUAAAAUAAUUGUAUGUUGACUCCGUUGUAAUGGAAACAUUUUCCUAUAGAGAAGUUUGAUAUGAGCAGAUAGAACUUGGAAUAAGUAAUCUUUAUUCUGUAUUUGCAUUUCUUUCAUGUUUUACAGUUUUCCCAAUUUUAAAAAGAUAAAAAAUUUUCCUAAAAAUAUGAAGGAAAAUUUUUCCUUACUGGCAUAGUUAGGUGGCAGUUAUUUAAGUCUUUAUAAAGAUGUUCAUUUAUUUCUGUAAAGCCCAUUAUUAAUAUUGUUUAUUUUUCAUGAAAAUCUCAAUGUACUCACCCUAAUUUACAACUGGGGUAAGUCAUAAUUUGGGAAUUAAUAAACAGCAUUUUACGAUCCAUGAUUUCAGUUUACUAGGCUGAAGUUUUGAAGUAAAAAAUUUUUCAAGUUCUUUCUACUUCAAUAAAUAGUAUGAUGACAUACAACCUUACAUUGUCCCUUAACUUUUUAUGGGUACUUGAAAAUUUACUGAUUUUAACUGCUUGUUUGAGUGCUAGCUUUCUUCAUAUCUCAACAUUCCAUCUGGUGUUAACUUGCUUGACUUAAACUUCAAAUAGUUGUCAGAACUUUUAAUUGCGGGAAUAAUUAAAUCAUAUUAUUUUGGUGGUUUCCAAACUACUAUGCUUGCAUUUUUAAGAGGUCACCAAGAGGUGGAUGGAAGAACUCCAAGCUACCAAUUUUUAUUUUAUUUUCACCCAGACCAUCUCUUAUCUGUUUCAUACACUACGUAAGAUUCUUACAUAAGUCUUUAUUAUUUUAAGGGAGCAGUUACUUUUAAAACAGUUUGAAACCAUUGGUAUAUUUUUAGUUGAUGUGAGUAGCCUUCUUGAAUGUAGGUGAUACUACUUAUUAAAUGAUUUUUAUAACUUG
This is a messenger RNA of Sorex fumeus (smoky shrew), 2892 nucleotides long. RefSeq names its product protein tyrosine phosphatase non-receptor type 2 (gene PTPN2). NCBI's taxonomy places the organism in Eukaryota, Metazoa, Chordata, Mammalia, Eulipotyphla, Soricidae. Gene Ontology annotation, molecular function: protein tyrosine phosphatase activity. Gene Ontology annotation, biological process: protein dephosphorylation. The coding region runs from base 201 to 1463 and encodes 420 amino acids. The record is from RefSeq and is a predicted model, not a curated record. The transcript is spliced from 9 exons.